UGACAAUUUAUUAUUGGCCCUUUCUAUGCCUAAGCAACUGGACCUGUCGAGGGGUCGGUGUUGAACAAGGGAAAUGGAUUUUGAGGAUUCCAUGGAGCGAGGAGAGGAAAAGCCUCUCCUCAAUCAGACUAGUUCAUCAAGGAAUUAUGAAGCAGAAACACCACCAGAAGCAAAUGAAUACUCCCAGUUGGAACAAAAGCCUACAGAUUGCAGGGCCCCUGGACUUAUUUUGGGAUUUGAGUGUUUGGAGAGUAUUGGAUUCAAUGGAGUUGGGACGAACUUGGUUGUGUAUUUGAGGAGUGUUCUGCACAGCAAUAAUGCUACAAAUGCGGCAAAUGUUGCAGCUUGGCAUGGCACAAGCUAUUUCACGCCCAUCAUCGGAGCUCUAAUAGCAGAUUCAUAUUGGGGGAAUUAUAAGACCAUCUUAAUCUCCCUCAUCCUUUACCUCCUUGGUAUGAUCUUAGUUACUCUCUCAGCCUUAACUUCGGCCUCGAUUAAAGAAUCAAAUGCAACUCAAAAUGUAAUCUUCUUUUCCGGAUUGUAUCUUCUGGCUAUCGGGUGUGGAGGGGUGAGAUCGGCGCUACUUCCGUUCGGUGCCGACCAAUUCGACGAUCGAAACCUUAUCGACCGAGAGAGGAAGAGGUCUUUCUUCAGUUGGUUCUAUCUCUGUGUGAACUUUGGAGUGAUUAUUUCUGGCAUUUUCAUAGUUUGGAUUCAAGAAAACAUAGGUUGGGCACUCGGAUUUGGAAUUGCUACAUUAUGCAUCACUCUAGCGUUCGUCGGUUAUUUAUUGGGAACACCAAUUUAUCGGAUUCGAUCGUCUCAUGGGAGCCCGUUGGAGAGUAUUUUCCAGGUUUUGAUUGCCUCUUUCAGGAAAAUAAGAUUAGAAGUUCCAAAAGAUAGUGGCCUUCUCUAUGAAGCGGACUCCAAGAGAUCAAAUGAUUCGGAGCAAACUAAGCUUGCGCACACCGACGAUUUCAGGUUCCUAGACAAAGCUGCUAUAGUUACAGAUUCAGAUUUAGACCAAAAUGGUGCUCAAAAUGAGUGGAACAUUUGCACGGUAACGCAAGUGGAGGAAUUGAAGAUACUUCUCCGGUUAGUCCCGAUAUGGCUAACGAGUAUUGUCUAUGCCGCAGCACAUUCUCAAAUGUUUACCACAUUCAUCCAACAAGGAACCUCAAUGGACACCAACAUAAAACACUUCUCAAUCCCCCCCGCCUCCUUAAAUUCCUUUGAAGUUCUUGCCGUAAUGCUUUGGGUCAUUCUCUACAAUAAAAUCGUUGCACCAGCAACUCAAAGCUGUUUCUCCAACGGAGCGGGGCUUUCUCAGCUGCAACGGAUGGGGAUCGGCCGUUUCCUCGGAAUCGUUGCAAUGGCAAUCGCCGCGUAUCUUGAGGCGAGGAGAUUGGAGAUUUUCAGAAGGGGGGAGAUUCUCAGCAUAUUGUGGCAGCUGCCGCAAUACUUUAUUUUAGCAGGGUCUGAAAUGUUUAGCUUGAUUACGCAAUUGGAGUUCUUCUACGGUCAGGCCCCGGAUUCAAUGAAGAGUACAUGCACGGCAUUCGCGCUCCUCACUAUCUCUCUAGGCCAUUAUUUGAGCUCGAUGAUCAUCGCGGUUGUCGCAGCAUUAACCACUGCGGGCGGACGGCCGGGGUGGAUACCUGAUGAUUUGAACAAGGGCCAUCUUGAUUACUAUUUUUGGGUCCUUACUAUCCUUUGUUUAGUGAACUUUGUGGUGUAUCUCUUUUUUGCGCAGAAAUUCACACUCAAGAAGGUUAUCAACUGAUCUGAUGCUAUCAUUGGGUCCUUACCUCCUUUUCAUUGUUUGUAGUUAGUUAAGAAGAGAAAAUCCCUCAAAUGAGGGAUUCAUAUCAUUAGUGAAUCACAUUACAGUGAAUAUUGAUGUAUGUUUCCAAAAUAUUGACACAAACAUAAGUUUUCUUUGAUUGGUCACUUCUAAUCUUUUCCCCUGGA
Ananas comosus (pineapple) is the source of this 1971-nucleotide messenger RNA. Its product is annotated as protein NRT1/ PTR FAMILY 8.3-like. The transcript has 5 exons. Gene Ontology annotation, biological process: transmembrane transport. Gene Ontology annotation, molecular function: transmembrane transporter activity. The record is from RefSeq and is a predicted model, not a curated record. The coding region runs from base 74 to 1783 and encodes 569 amino acids. Gene Ontology annotation, cellular component: membrane. NCBI's taxonomy places the organism in Eukaryota, Viridiplantae, Streptophyta, Magnoliopsida, Poales, Bromeliaceae.